GUCGAAACCGUCCGAUUGUUUUCAUUGUUUAUAAUUACACAUUUCAUUUAACUUUUGCUAAAUGAUCAACUAAACAAUACAUUAAGAGAGAUUAACCAAACGAAUAGUAAGCAGCACUGCCAAUGCGGUGAAAAGAGCGUUUGGGUGGAGAGCAAAAAGUGAAAUCGGUUGAACACAGAUAAAGAUACAGAUAAACUGAGGAUGAGCAACUACCGCUAUCAAGGGGGCGGUAUCGGUGGCGGGGGCGUCGCAGGGGGUCGCGGCUACAGUGGGAUCGAGGUAAACGAGGUGAUGCAUCCGCAUCAUUUCACAUACGUGAGCCAGUGCGUCAAGUACAUGAUCUUCAUGCUGAACUUCAUGUUCUGGUUAUUUGGCGGCUUGCUCCUGGGAAUCGGGAUCUAUGCUUUUAUGGAUAAAUGGGAGGAGGCCAACGGGUCGGUGCGACUGGAAAACGUCUACGAUGUGAUCCUGAACAUCUCCCUGGUUAUGAUUCUAGCCGGGAUGGUCAUCUUUCUGGUGAGUUUCUUCGGAUGUUUGGGCGCUUUGCGAGAGAACACCUUCUUGCUAAAGGCGUACUCUGUGUGCCUGCUGCUCUUCUUCCUGUUGGAGAUGGCCAUUGCCAUAAUUUGCUUCGUUUGCCCGCAGUAUAUGAAUACCUUUCUGGAGAAACAGUUCACGGACAAGAUCAUCCACUCGUAUCGCGACGAUCCGGACUUACAGAACUUCAUUGACUUUGCUCAACAGGAAUUUAAGUGCUGUGGUCUCAGUAAUUUAGGCUACCAGGAUUGGAGCAAAAAUGAAUACUUCAACUGCAGCUCGCCGUCGGUGGAAAAGUGUGGAGUGCCAUACAGUUGCUGCAUUAAUGCAACAGACAUAUCUUCAGGACUGGUCAACAUCAUGUGCGGCUACGGUGUCCAAGAGACGCAGGUUCCAGAGGCCAGGAAACGGAUCUGGACUAGCGGCUGUAUCGAGGUCAUGAGGAUUUGGGCCGAGCACAAUCUGUAUGUGAUUGCCGGCAAUGCUCUGGGCAUCGCGCUUAUUCAGCUGCUGGUUAUCUAUUUGGCUAAGACUCUUGAAGGACAAAUCGAGCUGCAGAAGUCGCGUUGGUCUGCGUGAGAUCCGGGACUGCCCGAAUUUUUCGGGCCUUACGAUUGCACCUGAACUUUGCAUACUUUCAGAAACCCUAGUUUUGUAUAAUACUCUAUAAAAAUGCAUAAGCCAUCAAGAGUAACAAAGGUCAAAGGUGAUUACAUAUUCCAAAACAAGGAGAUUUCAUUGCCACUCCGUACGAAAUUUUGACAAAACAGCAACCAGGAUCAUAUUAAUAUAUAUACAUCAACUCGAAAAAAUGAUUUGACAUUCUUUAAAUAAGCCAGACUUUAUUCCAAUUGAAAUUGGUUAAUUUUUUUGGUCUUUGCUUUCUUACGAACUUUUAAUAGUGAAUCAUGUUUUAUGAGUUUCAUAAAUUAUUUACCAGAUUUUCAGUUUCUUAGAACUCAGCCCCCAAUAUAGUUCUUAUUAUAUUCAACUCACAUAUACCCGAGUUAUUUUGCAUACUCAACUUAAACGAUAUACUCACGUAUGCUCAUACCAACCCGACCAAGCAACGCCAUAUAAUGUUUAGCCAGUGAAUAUCUUUGUAAAUCUUUAGGCAUUUAUAUUUAUACGUAAACAUUUACAGUAAAAACAAUAACAAACAAGGAGCACAAAUCUUGAAUAUCAUACUCUAAGUCUAGUUUUUUAAUAUUAUUAUUUAUUUAGGAAUCCUAAAACUGUAGAUUUAUUAUUAUACAAAACAAAAUAUUAAAUAAAAAUAAUUUAAAUUGA
Drosophila biarmipes is the source of this 1827-nucleotide messenger RNA. RefSeq names its product tetraspanin-33. The record is from RefSeq and is a predicted model, not a curated record. Gene Ontology annotation, cellular component: membrane. The transcript is spliced from 3 exons. Gene Ontology annotation, biological process: protein localization to plasma membrane; protein maturation. NCBI's taxonomy places the organism in Eukaryota, Metazoa, Arthropoda, Insecta, Diptera, Drosophilidae. The coding region runs from base 202 to 1116 and encodes 304 amino acids.